AUGUGGGGCAUCAGGCUGUGCAUCAUGGUGCGGAAGGCGCCAUCGGAGUUCAACGAGAGUCGUUUCAUCUCCAUGGCGAUCUACAAUGAGUUUUUACUCUCUGUUUUCCUUAAUAUAUCAAUGUUAUUUCUGCAAUCACCAGCGAAUCCAGACCUCUUGUAUAUAAUAUUCUUCUGCCACACGCAGCUCACUGUGACCCUGCUGCUGUGUUUCAUCUUUGGGAGUAAGGAGGAGUUCCGCAAAAUAUGCAACCAGUUAGAAAAACUACGCGAGCGAUGUGGUACUGGAGCUGCUGUGUCAAAAAGAAUCGCUGCGAUGCAAGAUGCGGCCUCGUUGCACGACAGAAAACCGCCUGCUUCGGAUUCAGCACCUCUCAAACUCAACACAGUGUUCAGUGCAGUAGCCGACAGACUAAUGUGUACCGUUACACCUGCAGAGGAAUCUAGCAGUAGUGGUCGUGACUUGCCUUUCGAAGCACCCCCCGCUUACAAACAUAAAACAUUCAGUCCCACAAAGAGCGUUGAAGUCAGUAACGCUGAACAAAGUCAGACUGACGUUACAACAGACUCCCCUAAGACGAAAGUUCAGGAAGAAACAAAAGAUGAUAAACAGAAUGGUGUUUUCAAAAUCUCUGGUGAAGCCAAUUGCAGUGAUAUACGUCCUCCCGAAGUGGCCAGUCGAAAUGGAUUUAAUGGUAAAAGUGAAAAAACCAGUGAACUUAAAUCUAGCCCCGGUAGUUCUGAAACAGUACGUGGAGUGAGAUCAGGUCAUGCAAGAACUCAUGCUAUAGUUAUUAAUUUAGACGAUAAAAGCCGCUUCACAGAGGAAGUUACUGUUUAA
Molecule: messenger RNA, 840 nt
Organism: Diatraea saccharalis (sugarcane borer)
Lineage: Eukaryota; Metazoa; Arthropoda; Insecta; Lepidoptera; Crambidae
Source: the annotation of a GenBank genome assembly